UGCUAAUUUUAUCAUUACACACCCAAAGAUAUGGAAUUUUCACUACCAAAAAAACACUUCAAAAAAAGCAACAAAAAAAGGCUCACAGAUGAGCAAGUAAAACUCCUAGAAACAAGUUUUAACUUCAACAAGAAACUCGACUCAACUCGAAAGAGUCAGUUAGCUCAGGAACUAGGUGUCCCGGCGAGACAGAUUGCAAUAUGGUAUCAGAACAAACGAGCCCGUUGGAGAAACCAAACCCUUGAGACAGAACACAAAGCACUUCAACAUCGUCUCGAACGAGUGUCAGAUGAUAAAAACCGGCUCGAAAAGGAGGUUGAGAGACUCAAAGGGGAGUUGGAAAAGGCUAAAGAUUUGUUGAUGAUGUCAUCAAAGUCGACAAUGAAUUAUGCAUCUUUGCCAUCUAAUUUUUCAAGUUCUUGUGAUGAAGUUGGAAGCUCAAGUUUACUUGGUGAUAAUGGAGAUUUCUAUGUUUGUUUCGAUGAUCAUCAAUUUGAUCAUAAAUCAAUUGGUCAUGAUUUUUUUGCUAGAUCAAUGUCCUGAUGAUGAGAUCAAUUGUGUCAUUUUGUGUGUAAGUAAUUAAUGUCUAUGCUCUUUUACUUUCAGAAAAUAAAAGUCUUUUUGGCUACCGAAAA
Molecule: messenger RNA, 635 nt
Organism: Erigeron canadensis
Lineage: Eukaryota; Viridiplantae; Streptophyta; Magnoliopsida; Asterales; Asteraceae
Product: homeobox-leucine zipper protein ATHB-52-like
Exons: 1
Coding region: 31-543 (170 amino acids)
Biological process (GO): positive regulation of DNA-templated transcription
Cellular component (GO): nucleus
Molecular function (GO): DNA-binding transcription factor activity, RNA polymerase II-specific; sequence-specific DNA binding
Source: RefSeq, a predicted model, not a curated record